Galeopterus variegatus (Sunda flying lemur) is the source of this 456-nucleotide messenger RNA. RefSeq names its product putative 60S ribosomal protein L13a protein RPL13AP3. Bases 1 to 456 code for a protein of 151 amino acids. NCBI's taxonomy places the organism in Eukaryota, Metazoa, Chordata, Mammalia, Dermoptera, Cynocephalidae. Gene Ontology annotation, biological process: translation; negative regulation of translation. Gene Ontology annotation, cellular component: ribosome; cytosolic large ribosomal subunit. The record is from RefSeq and is a predicted model, not a curated record. The transcript is spliced from 2 exons. Gene Ontology annotation, molecular function: structural constituent of ribosome; mRNA binding.
AUGGCCGAGGGGCAGGUCCUGGUACUCGAUGGCCAAGGCCAUCUCCUCGGCCACCUGGCUGCCAUCGUGGCCAAACAGGGCAAUUUCUACAGAAACAAGUGCAUGCUGCCCCACAAGACAAAGCAAGGCCAGUCUGCCUUGGACUGCCUCAAGGUGUUUGAUGGGAUCCCACCACUCUAUGACGAGAAAAAGCGAAUGGUGGUUCAUGCUGCCCUCAAGGUUGAGUGGCUGAAGCCUACAAGAAAGUUCGCCUACCUGGGAUGCCUGGCUCAUGAGGUUGGCUGGAAGUACCAGGCAGUGACAGCUACCCUGGAGGAGAAGAGGAAGGAAAAGGCCAAGAUCCAUUACCAAAAGAAAAAACAGCUCAUGAGGCUAAGGAAACAGGCCAAAAAGAACGUGGAGAAGAAAACUGACAAAUACACAGAGGUCCUCAGGACCCAGCGACUCCUGGUGUGA